Molecule: messenger RNA, 1643 nt
Organism: Phragmites australis (common reed)
Lineage: Eukaryota; Viridiplantae; Streptophyta; Magnoliopsida; Poales; Poaceae
Product: transcription factor WRKY19-like
Exons: 3
Coding region: 357-1412 (351 amino acids)
Biological process (GO): regulation of DNA-templated transcription
Cellular component (GO): nucleus
Molecular function (GO): DNA-binding transcription factor activity; transcription cis-regulatory region binding
Source: RefSeq, a predicted model, not a curated record
UCGAUCCCUAGCAAACCUGCCUAUAACUACUAUCCUUCUCGCCUCUGGUUUCUUCAUUCUUGAAGCAAGUCGAAAGAAGAGAUCAAGCGUCAUCAGAGUUCACUUUGUUUCUCCUCUGUUUUCUCUGAACCUGUCAUGAUCCUCCCGUUGCUCCUGCCUGCUAGCCUCGCGCUUCAAAUCUGCCAUUGCCAUACCAUGCCUGUCACCUCCAAGAACCAGAGAUUGCUGGAUUACUGAUUAACCAGCUGAUCCCAGAACAAGAGAUUGCUGAGUAUCCAAUCAGUGUGGUUGUAGCACAGAUCGAGGUUGCUAAGCUAGAUCCUGCAGCUUUUCGUGCACCAGUGCACGUACGAGCCAUGCAGGACGGUACUACAGGAGAAGGGGGCAUCCAUUUGCUCCUGAGCAUCCUGGCUGAGGGCGAGGAGCAGGCGAGGCAGCUCGGCGAGAUGCCUGACGACGACCCGCCGUCCCGAGCGGUGUACGACUACAGGGGCGCGGCGCGGCGGCUGCAGUGCACGCUCGGGAAGGCGGUGUCCGUCGCGAAGGCCAUCGAGGCCGCGUCGGGGUCGUCGCGGGGCACCGACCGCUCCGACUCGCCACGGUCGGCGGACGAGAGCUCGGUCGGGACGGCGAUGGACGCGCAGGAGCGCCAAGGCGUGUGCAAGAGAAGGAAAGGUCUGCCAAGAUGGGCCGCCAAAUUCCGAGUGCCAGAUGCAAACUUGGAGGCCACCCCUGAGGAUGGGUUCAGCUGGAGGAAGUACGGCCAGAAGGACAUACUCGGUGCCAAGUAUCCUAGGGGUUACUACCGGUGCACUUACCGCGCCACGCAGGGGUGCCCCGCCACGAAGCAGGUGCAGCGUUCGGACUCCGACAUGUGUGUCUUCGAUGUCACGUACCAGGGCGCGCACACCUGCCACCAGAAGCAGCGGCAGGCCGCCGCGGCGGUGACCGCGCACGACAUCAGCCAGCCGCCGCCGCCGCCGCCGCAGCAGCAGCCGCAGGAUCCGAGCAUGGAGCUGCUCACGGGCUUCAAGGACUGCCUGAAGGUGGAGACCACAGAGGGGCCGCGUCACGACCACGACGACGGCGCCGCCUCUGCGCCACCCGCUUCCUUCUUCUUCCCCUCCGUGCCUUUCCACGCUGGCGUGGCGCCGGACGACGCCGCGGCGCGCUUCUCCUCGCCGGCCGAGUCAAGCUACUUCUCUGCGCCGCACUGCCCGGGAGGCAGGUACGACUACGGCACGGGCGUGUUUAUGCGCGGGCCGGAGUCGGAGCUCGGCGAGGUCGUCUCCAGGGCGACCGCCCCCACGGCGGACCUCUCCGCCGCUGGGUUCGACUCCUCGCUCUACCACCUUCACCCCGAGCUCGACCCGAACCUGCCGUUUGCACCGUUCGGCGGCCCUUACCAGUAGGAAAUCAAAGCGUGACGCGGCAUGAUCGGAUCCUGAGCUCGACACGUCUCGCUUCGUCACGAGGAUUUUGCUUGGGUUUCUACUAGAUUUGAUCUCUUGCCACCUUAGCUGGCGAUUAGUCCCUAGUCCAGAAGACUUGUUCCUUUUGUUUUGCUUACUGAUUACUUUGAGCAUUGCACUUGUUGCAACUUGCAAGAGGAUUACGGUCCAUAAAUAUAUAGAGUGAUGAUA